GAAGUGCAAAUGGUGCUCUGGCUGGCCAAAGGGAACUAGAGCACCACGGACUGCUCAGUACGAGCAGGGGAGUGUUCCUGGCUGGCUGCUGGGCCUGAACUUGGAUGAGCCCUGAGGACACUACAGUCUUCCAGACAGGAUUAAUCUGUUAACGAUUCUGAUGUGAAGGUGUCAUUGAUGCAUUAAGGACAGUGGUGAUACAAGUGCAGAGCCUGAAUUUCUGCGGGAGAAGGACCAUCACUAAGUAGUUUCAGUCUCUUUGCACAUGGAGGAGAGUCACCCACUGACAGGAUGGAUACAUUUCGCCACACUGACAUAUGGUUUGCUCUAUGCUUCUUGGACACUGAAGAAAACCUGUAAUUAAGGACUCGUCUGGGUGACAGCAUAUGAAAUCACUAGGAGUUAGUGGUCUGCAAAUAUUGAAUGGCGUAUCUACUCAGCAAACAACUGAACUGGUAGACUGAGUUUAACACAUGUCCAGGUUAAAAUUGCAUUCUUCAAGGAGUAUUUGAUGGGUUAUUCCUAGAUACUUCAAAAAGAUUAUUCCAAUCUGAUCACCACACAAACACUGUUACUUUAAUGUUGAAGACGCAGACAAAAGUGCCAUGGAUGUGAAAGAGAGAAAACCAUACCGAUCUCUGACCAGGCGCCGUGACACCGAGCGACGCUACACUAGCUCCUCGGCAGAGAGCGAAGACAGCAAAAUACCGCAAAAGUCCUACAGCUCCAGUGAGACACUGAAGGCUUACGAUCAAGACUCCAGGCUGACCUACAGCAAUCGGGUCAAAGACAUGGUGCACCAGGAGGCUGAUGAAUUCUGCCGAACGGGAGCCAACUUCUCUUUGCGAGAGCUGGGCCUCGACGACGCCAUGCCCACACACGGGACUUUAUACAGGACUGAUAUAGGGCUGCCUCACUGCGGCUACUCCAUCAGUGCUGGCUCAGAUGCUGACACUGAGGCAGAUGCCGUCCUGUCGCCAGAGCACCCGGUGAGGCUCUGGGGACGCAAUACCAAGUCAGGCCGCAGCUCCUGUCUCUCAAGCCGAGCCAACUCCAACCUCACGCUCACCGAUACGGAACACGAAAACACUGAAACUGGUCCUCCUUUGCAUUGUUCAUCCGCUUCAUCAACCCCUAUUGAGCAGUCCCCCUCCCCUCCCCCUCCCCCUGCAGCCAAUGAGAGCCAGAGAAGGUUGCUAGGCAAUGGUGUGGCCCAGCCAACCCAGGACUCUGACUCUGAGGAAGAGUUUGUCCCUAAUUCAUUCUUAGUUAAAAGUGGCUCUGGAAACCUCUGUGUACCUGCCAAUGAUCAUCCUCCAGGUCUUCAGAACCAUUCAAGACUUCGAACUCCUCCACCUCCACUACCACACGCUCACACGCCAAAUCAGCAUCAAGCAGCCUCAAUCAACUCCCUAAACAGAGGGAAUUUCACGCCACGUAGCAACCCCAGCCCUGCUCCUACUGACCACUCUCUUUCUGGAGAGCACCCUGCCAGCACCCAAGAGCCAGCCCAUGCUCAGGACAACUGGUUACUCAACAGCAACAUCCCACUGGAGACUAGAAACAUAGCAAAGCAGACAUUCCUAGAGACAUUGCAGGACAACCUCAUUGAGAUGGACAUUCUCACCUCCUCCCGACAUGACGGUGCUUACAAUGAUGGGCACUUCCUGUUUAAACCCGGAGGCACCUCUCCCCUCUUCUGUACAACAUCGCCGGGAUAUCCCCUGACGUCCAGCACUGUGUACUCACCUCCCCCUAGACCCCUUCCCAGAAGUACCUUCUCUAGGCCUGCCUUUAAUCUGAAGAAACCCUAUAAGUACUGUAACUGGAAAUGUGCUGCUCUGAGUGCCAUUAUCAUCUCAGUCACGCUGGUGAUCCUGCUUGCUUAUUUUAUCGCCAUGCACCUGUUUGGCCUAAACUGGCACCUGCAGCCGAUGGAAGGGCAGAUGUAUGAGAUCACGGAAGACACAGCCAGCAGUUGGCCAGUGCCAACGGACGUCUCCUUAUAUCCCUCGGGGGGCACAGGGUUAGAGUUACCUGACAGGAAAGGCAAAGGAUCCAGUGAAGGAAAGCCCCGUAGUUUCUUUCCGGAGGACAGUUUUAUAGACUCUGGAGAAAUUGAUGUUGGACGACGAGCCACACAGAAGAUUCCUCCUGGUAUCUUUUGGAGAUCUCAAGUGUUCAUUGACCAUCCAGUGCAUCUGAAAUUCAAUGUGUCUUUAGGAAAGGCCGCUCUGAUUGGGAUUUAUGGCAGGAAAGGCCUUCCUCCUUCACAUACCCAGUUUGACUUUGUUGAGCUCCUCGAUGGGAGACGGCUACUUACCCAAGAGGUGAGGAGUCUGGAAGGACCUCAGCGGCAACCUAGAGGCUUUGUGCCAAUGUCCAGUCAUGAGACGGGGUUUAUCCAGUAUUUGGAUACAGGAAUAUGGCAUCUGGCCUUCUACAAUGAUGGCAAAGAGUCCGAGGUGGUUUCUUUUCUUACCACUGCCAUCGAAUCAGUGGAUAAUUGUCCCAGUAACUGCUACGGGAAUGGAGACUGUGUUUCUGGGACCUGCCAUUGCUUCCUCGGCUUUCUGGGUCCCGACUGCGGCAGAGCAUCUUGUCCAGUACUGUGCAGUGGAAAUGGUCAGUACAUGAAAGGGCGGUGUUUAUGCCACAGUGGUUGGAAAGGGGCAGAAUGUGAUGUUCCAACAAACCAGUGCAUUGAUGUAUCCUGCAAUAAUCAUGGCACGUGCAUCAUGGGGACCUGUAUCUGCAAUCCAGGGUACAAGGGGGAGAGCUGCGAAGAAGUGGACUGCAUGGAUCCCACUUGUUCUGGGCGAGGAGUGUGCGUACGGGGAGAAUGUCACUGUUCCGUUGGCUGGGGAGGAACAAAUUGCGAGACACCAAGAGCUACCUGUUUGGACCAGUGCUCUGGACAUGGGACCUUUCUGGCUGAUACCGGGCUCUGCAGCUGCGAUCCUAACUGGACCGGACACGAUUGCUCAAUCGAGAUUUGUGCAGCGGAUUGCGGAGGGCACGGCAUCUGUGUCGGAGGCACCUGCCGCUGCGAGGAGGGAUGGAUGGGCGCAGCCUGUGAUCAGCGGGCGUGUCACCCACGCUGCAAUGAGCAUGGGACAUGUCGGGAUGGCAAGUGUGAAUGCAGCCCGGGCUGGAAUGGAGAGCACUGCACUAUUGCUCACUAUCUGGAUAAGGUAGUGAAAGAGGGGUGCCCUGGACUGUGUCAUGGCAAUGGCAGAUGCACUCUGGACAUGAAUGGCUGGCACUGUGUCUGCCAGCUGGGCUGGAGAGGAGCGGGCUGUGAUACUUCCAUGGAGACAGCGUGCGGCGAUGGAAAAGACAACGAUGGAGAUGGCUUGGUGGACUGUAUGGACCCAGAUUGCUGCUUGCAGCCUUUGUGCCAUGUUAACCCACUGUGCCUGGGCUCACCUGACCCCCUGGAUAUCAUACAGGAGACUCAAACCCCCACAUCCCAACAGAACUUGCACUCUUUCUAUGAUCGAAUCAAGUUCCUGAUUGGCAAGGACAGCACUCACAUCAUCGCGGGAGAGAAUCCAUUCGAUGGAGGCCAUGCGUGUGUGAUUCGAGGUCAGGUGAUAACAUCAGAUGGAACCCCUCUAGUUGGAGUGAACAUCAGUUUUGCCAACAAUCCUCUUUUUGGAUACACAAUCAGCAGGCAAGAUGGCAGCUUUGAUCUCGUCACUAAUGGUGGGAUUUCCAUUAUCUUACACUUCGAGCGGGCUCCCUUCAUCACUCAGGAACACACGCUCUGGCUGCCCUGGGAUCGCUUUUUUGUAAUGGAAACCAUAGUCAUGAGGCAUGAAGAGAAUGAGAUUCCAAGCUGUGAUCUCAGCAAUUUUGCCCGUCCCAAUCCCGUGGUCUCCCCGUCCCCCCUGACAGCAUUUGCAAGUUCCUGUUCGGAGAAAGGCCCCAUUGUUCCAGAAAUUCAGGCCCUGCAAGAGGAGAUUAACAUUGCUGGCAGCAAACUAAAGCUGAGCUACCUGAGCAGCCGCACGGCUGGCUAUAAGUCAGUCUUAAGGAUCAGCAUGACUCAUCCCACCAUCCCCUUCAACCUCAUGAAAGUCCACCUUAUGGUUGCCGUAGAAGGACGCCUCUUUAGAAAGUGGUUUGCAGCUGCCCCGGACCUCUCCUAUUAUUUCAUCUGGGACAAGACGGAUGUCUACAGCCAGAAAGUGUACGGACUGUCAGAAGCCUUUGUUUCCGUGGGCUAUGAAUAUGAAUCAUGUCCUGAUCUGAUCCUGUGGGAGAAGAGGACGGCAGUCCUUCAGGGUUAUGAAAUUGAUGCUUCCAAACUUGGAGGAUGGUCCCUGGACAAACACCAUGCCCUCAACAUACAGACUGGCAUCUUGCAUAAAGGAAAUGGGGAAAACCAAUUUGUCUCUCAGCAGCCACCUGUCAUAGGAAGCAUUAUGGGCAAUGGACGCAGGCGUAGCAUUUCCUGUCCGAGCUGUAAUGGCCUUGCAGAUGGGAACAAACUCCUGGCUCCUGUUGCCCUAACAUGCGGGUCUGAUGGAAGCCUUUAUGUUGGAGACUUCAACUACAUCCGAAGGAUCUUUCCCUCUGGGAAUGUCACCAAUAUACUGGAGCUCAGAAAUAAAGAUUUCAGACAUAGCCACAGUCCAGCUCACAAGUAUUACCUGACAUCAGACCCAAUCACUGGCUCCAUCUACCUCUCUGACACUAACAGCCGACGCAUCUAUAAGAUCAAGUCGACCUCCAUCGUGAAGGAUGUUGUCAAGAAUUCGGAGGUGGUGGCAGGGACUGGGGAUCAGUGCCUUCCCUUUGAUGAAACCCGCUGUGGAGAUGGGGGCAAAGGCACCGAAGCAACACUCACUAACCCCAGGGGCAUCACUGUGGACAAGUUUGGGUUGAUUUACUUUGUAGAUGGCACCAUGAUCAGACGUAUUGACCAGAAUGGGAUUAUCUCAACCAUGCUGGGCUCCAAUGACUUGACAUCUGCCAGGCCUCUCAGCUGUGACUCCGCCAUGGACAUUUCUCAGGUUCGUCUAGAGUGGCCCACAGAUCUGGCAGUCAACCCAAUGGAUAAUUCCCUGUAUGUUCUCGACAAUAACGUUGUGUUGCAGAUCUCUGAAAAUCACCAAGUGCGCAUUGUGGCCGGAAGGCCUAUGCACUGCCAGGUCCCAGGCAUUGAUCACUUCCUCCUCAGCAAAGUGGCAAUACAUGCAACUUUGGAAUCUGCCACGGCUUUGGCCGUCUCCCAUAAUGGGGUCCUGUAUAUCUCUGAGACCGACGAGAAGAAGAUCAACCGCAUCAGGCAGGUCACCACCAAUGGGGAAAUCUCACUUGUUGCUGGUGCACCAAGCAGCUGUGACUGCAAGAAUGAUGCCAACUGUGACUGCUUCUCUGGGGAUGAUGGCUACGCAAAGGAUGCCAAGCUAAAUGCCCCUUCCUCCCUAGCCGUGUGCGCAGAUGGGGAGUUGUAUGUUGCUGACCUUGGAAACAUCCGAAUCCGCUUUAUUCGGAAAAACAAGCCAUACCUCAACACACAGAACUUAUAUGAGUUGUCCUCUCCUAUAGACCAGGAACUCUACUUGUUUGACACCAGCGGUAAACACCUUUAUACCCAGAGCCUACCCACAGGAGAUUACCUUUACAAUUUUACCUACACCGGAGAUGGAGACAUAACCUUGAUCACUGAUAACAAUGGUAACUUAGUCAAUGUCCGGAGAGAUUCUACUGGGAUGCCACUCUGGCUGGUAGUGCCAGACGGGCAGGUCUACUGGGUGACAAUUGGCACCAAUAGCGCCCUCAAGAGCGUGACAGCACAAGGGCAUGAAGUGGGUAUGAUGACGUACCAUGGCAACUCUGGUCUUCUUGCCACCAAGACCAAUGAAAACGGAUGGACAACAUUUUAUGAGUACGACAGCUUUGGACGCCUGACCAACGUCACCUUCCCCACAGGCCAAGUCAGCAGCUUCCGCAGCGAUACCGACAGCUCAGUGCACGUCCAGGUAGAAACCUCCAGCAAGGACGACGUUACCAUAACAACCAAUCUGUCAGCAUCAGGCGCUUUCUACACCCUCCUGCAAGACCAAGUCCGAAACAGCUACUACAUCGGCGCCGAUGGCUCUCUCAGGCUGAUGCUUGCUAACGGCAUGGAGGUAGCACUGCAGACUGAACCCCACCUGCUGGCUGGCACCGUGAACCCGACAGUGGGGAAGAGGAACGUGACCCUGCCCAUCGACAAUGGCCUCAAUCUGGUUGAGUGGAGGCAGCGGAAGGAACAAGCUAGAGGGCAGGUUACCGUCUUUGGACGCAGGCUGAGGGUUCAUAACAGAAACCUGCUGUCCCUCGACUUUGAUCGUGUGACAAGAACAGAAAAAAUCUAUGAUGACCAUCGCAAGUUCACUCUACGGAUCCUGUAUGACCAAGCAGGCAGACCUAGCCUCUGGUCUCCUAGCAGCAGGUUGAAUGGAGUUAACGUGACUUAUUCCCCAGGGGGACACAUUGCAGGGAUCCAGAGGGGAACUAUGUCAGAAAGGAUGGAAUACGAUCAGGCUGGCAGAAUUAUAUCCAGGAUUUUUGCUGACGGAAAAUCAUGGAGCUACACUUACUUAGAGAAGUCCAUGGUGCUGCUUCUCCACAGCCAGAGACAAUACAUCUUUGAGUUUGAUAAGAAUGAUCGAUUGUCAUCAGUCACCAUGCCCAAUGUCGCCCGGCAGACCUUAGAAACCAUCCGGUCCAUCGGAUACUACAGGAACAUCUACCGGCCUCCAGAGGGCAACGCCUCAGUCAUUCAGGAUUUCACUGAGGAAGGGCAGCUCCUUCACACCUUCUACUUGGGAACAGGGAGACGUGUCAUCUACAAGUAUGGCAAGCUGUCCAAGCUAGCUGAAAUGCUCUAUGACACCACUAAGAUUGGCUUCACCUACGAUGAAACUGCUGGUAUGUUGAAGACAAUAAACCUGCAGAAUGAAGGGUUCACCUGUACUAUCAGAUACAGGCAGAUAGGCCCACUCAUCGACCGCCAGAUUUUCCGCUUCACUGAGGAAGGCAUGGUGAAUGCACGCUUCGACUACAAUUAUGAUAACAGCUUCAGGGUGACCAGCAUGCAAGCAGUGAUCAACGAGACACCGUUACCCAUCGAUCUCUACAGAUACGAUGAUGUGUCAGGCAAAACGGAGCAAUUUGGUAAAUUUGGGGUCAUCUACUAUGACAUCAAUCAGAUUAUCACCACUGCCGUCAUGACUCACACUAAGCACUUCGACGCCUAUGGCAGGAUGAAGGAGGUCCAGUAUGAAAUAUUCAGGUCACUCAUGUACUGGAUGACUGUGCAGUACGACAACAUGGGGAGAGUGGUGAAGAAGGAGUUGAAGGUCGGACCAUAUGCAAACACGUCAAGGUACUCUUACGAGUACGAUGCUGAUGGCCAGCUGCAGACAGUGUCUAUCAAUGACAAACCACUCUGGCGUUACAGUUAUGACCUCAAUGGAAACCUCCAUUUGUUGAGUCCUGGGAACAGUGCCCGUCUUACCCCCCUAAGGUAUGACCUCAGGGACAGGAUUACAAGACUGGGGGAUGUGCAGUACAAAAUGGAUGAAGAUGGCUUCCUGAGACAAAGGGGAAAUGACAUUUUUGAGUACAACUCAGCAGGCCUGCUCAUUAAAGCAUACAAUAAAGCGAGCGGAUGGAGCGUAAAAUAUCGCUAUGAUGGCCUCGGAAGAAGAGUUUCUAGCAAAACUGCCCAUGGCCACCAUUUACAGUUCUUCUAUGCAGACCUGACCAACCCCACUAAGGUCACCCAUUUGUACAACCAUUCAAGUUCCGAGAUCACCUCCCUUUACUAUGAUCUCCAAGGCCACCUCUUUGCCAUGGAGCUCAGCAGCGGAGAUGAGUUCUACAUAGCCUGUGAUAACAUCGGGACCCCUCUGGCAGUCUUCAGCGGAACGGGCUUAAUGAUCAAGCAGAUACUGUACACAGCAUACGGGGAAAUCUACAUGGACACCAAUCCCAAUUUCCAGGUCAUCAUCGGAUACCAUGGAGGUCUGUACGACCCCCUCACUAAACUCAUCCACAUGGGGCGGCGAGACUAUGAUGUGUUAGCUGGGCGGUGGACAAGCCCAGACCACGAUAUGUGGAAACAUCUGAGCAGCAACAACAUAAUGCCUUUCAACCUUUAUAUGUUCAAAAACAACAACCCUAUUAGCAACGCUCAGGAUAUCAAAUGUUACAUGACAGAUGUCAACAGCUGGCUGCUUACCUUUGGUUUCCAACUACACAAUGUUAUCCCGGGAUAUCCCAAGCCAGAUAUGGAUGCAAUGGAGCCAUCAUAUGAGCUUAUCCACACGCAGAUGAAAACCCAAGAGUGGGACAAUAGCAAGUCAAUCUUGGGAGUGCAGUGUGAAGUGCAGAAACAGCUGAAAGCCUUCGUCACCCUAGAGCGCUUUGAACAGAUCUACAGUUCCAGCAUCGCCGGGUGCCGGCAGCUCAAGGAGAACAAGAACUUUGCCUCGGGAGGAUCUGUCUUCGGCAAAGGGGUCAAGUUUGCCAUGAAGGAUGGGCGUGUGGCCACUGACAUCAUCAGUCUGGCCAACGAGGAUGGGCGCCGGAUUGCAGCUAUUCUGAACAACGCCCACUACCUGGAGAACUUGCACUUCACCAUAGAGGGAGUGGACACACAUUAUUUCGUUAAGCAAGGGCCGUCAGAAAGCGACUUGUCCAUACUGGGCCUCAGUGGCGGGCGGAGAACCCUGGAGAACGGCGUGAACGUUACAGUGUCCCAGAUCAACACAGUGCUUAGUGGAAGGACUAGACGUUACACAGACAUCCAGCUCCAGCAUGGCGCACUGUGUCUAAACACCCGUUAUGGGACCACCUUGGACGAGGAGAAAGCCCGCGUGCUGGAGCUGGCCAGGCAGCGCGCCAUAGCCCAGGCCUGGGCCAGGGAGCAGCAGAGACUGCAGGAUGGGGAGGAGGGCAUUCGCUCAUGGACAGAAGGGGAAAAGCAGCAAGUGCUAAACACGGGCCGGGUGCAGGGCUAUGAUGGCUACUUUGUGAUCUCAGUGGAGCAAUACCCAGAACUCUCAGACAGCGCCAACAACAUCCAUUUUAUGAGACAGAGCGAAAUGGGCAGAAGGUGACAGAGAGGGUCAAUGCGGUGACUUCUUGCCAAAGACAGCUACUCUUUUGUGGCCACUUACCUGACUGUGUUGUACUCAAUCCUUUUUCUAAACUGAACCUGGCUGGGGGAGGAAAAUAAAGAGAGAAAGAAUAUGGUUGCACUGUAACUCAUGCAACAUUCUUUUUUUUUUAUUUUAAAUUUGGCCUUCACGUGUUUUUUGCAAUGAACAGAAGGUAUAUUUUGCCGUAGUGUGAUCACAGUGAAAUUUACUGUCUCUUUGUCCUUUUUUCCCUUUUGUGAGGAAUUUAAAGUGGGGAGUUGUCAACGUACAUCCAUGGGUUACUCGGUGUGAAGUGAGAAAUGGGUGUCUGUGCUAACUUGUUUCAUCCUAAUCCUUUCUUAUUUGGGACAGGGACAGAUAGCCUUCGACCCGAAGAACAGCUCAGAAACGCUGGGCACGCUGGAAACGGAUGACAAUGAUUCCAAAUCUCUCAAAGUGACUGUCUGAAUCGUGUGCCUCAAAAGAGAACUUACAAGGAGUUUUCACCUUUCACUUGGGACAGAAAGUGUUUCUUGGGCUCCUGCUGCACAGAAGUAGAUUAUAGAGGCAAAAGGAGCUGGAUAUAUUAACUUGCAAGAUGAUUCUCUUCCUUCCUGAACUGGAAUUAAAAAAACCGUCUUUUUCAUUAUGAUAGUAGAUUUUUUUUCUCUUUCUUUUUGGGUCCAUGCGCAAAUCCUGUUUUUAGUUUAAAAAGCCAGUAAAGGCCAAGAAAGAUCCUCCCACUCUAUUGGAAAAUAUCCUCUCUUGUGCCUAGAGCUGUUCUCUAGGUGGGUUGAAUGCACCGAAGUUGUAGACAUAACCUCAUUAAAUACAUAGUAUUUCAGUACACCAGGUUGUGUGUUCAGCAGUCCGCUGGGCUGUCCAAUAAAGCAACUUCAUUUUAGGAAGCUAAUUUGAGUCUGUAAGUAGUAGGAUAGUCUCCCACUGACGUACCAUUGAAGAGUGCAGCAAAUCCAUUCUCCAGAAUUCUUGCUUUUGGGGGCUGUCUUUAUUAGCCUGGAAACUGGCUUUCAUUCAAACUAAAUCAUUUAUGACUGUGGCAAACAUGCCUCUCUGGGACUCUGGCAGCAGGGAAUUUAAAACGUUUAAUAAGCAGCAGGAGGGGAAAUAUUAGAACCAACCCUCUAACUGUUCCUUCCCCCUUUCGCCCCACUGGGACACCAAAAAGCUCAAAUUAUAUGAGUAGCCCAGUGAGGGUUAACAGCGAACAAGGAGGCGUUUGAAUAGAAAUGCCCACUAGAGAGGGGCCCAAAUAGUUUACAAGAAACUGCUGACAAAGUUGCUCGACAUGCUAAUGUAAUUUGUACUCACAUAAGCCCCGUGCUGUAGUAUGUGCAAGAGUCCUGGUGAUUCAAGUGAACAAGGAGACUGAGCUGAGCUUCUUCCUGAGAAAAUUCUCUACCGAUACGGGGCAUUGCUGCAGUCAGAGAAACACAGGUGUGAUGCCAUCCAGACCUCUGGAUGACCUGGCUCUGACAGAGUCAGCGUUCACCCACACACACCCCUGAACUUUCACUGGCUGUCAGAGAGCAGCUCAAAACCUCUUACAUGGUCUGAAAUUUUUAACUUCUUGUCAUCUUCAGUUUUGGCUUCCAGGUUCUAACCAGAGACAGAUUGAGCCAUGCCAAAACACCACAACAAGAGAGGUUUCACAGCCGGCCCUUGGAGCAUGGUGUUCUAUAGUCCCCUAAAAUCACGCCCUCUUCCACUGCACCCACCAAGCUCAGCAAACCCCACCACCAGCAUCACUGCCUUGUGCCAAGACGGUAUCCCCGGGUCUACUCAGUUACCGGAUAGCAAGAAGGCUGGAAAGGACUCAGUGGGCACAAACUCCAUGGAUAGAGAAAAUUGUGGUGGCCCCAGUUCUAUCACAGCUUCCCUGUAGAUCCAGAACUUGUCUGUCUCUGUUCUUACGGCCCCCUCCUGGCUGUUCUCAUGCUUUUGCCAGAUGGAAGUGAAGGAAAUCCCCCAAGAGAGCCUGUUAUUCCUAAAAUUUUUAACCUAAUGUUACAGACCCAGUGAGAGGCACAUUGAGAGUUUUAGAUUCUGACCUUAACUGACCCCAAACACAGACCCAUGUGAGGUUCACACAUCUCUGAUGCUUACCUACCAUCCUGCUGCUUUCAUAAUUCCUCCUGGCUUUCAGGAAAGGGAGUGUUUUUGACACAGUAACUCAGUGUUAUUCUUUGAACUUCACCUUGCAGAGCAGGAAGAGCGUUGGCCAGGACUGAACUGGCAAGCAUCCUUUAUGGAGAAAUACAUUGGCAGGAGUAAAUAGCAAGUAGUGGUAAGUCUUGAAAAAUCAGCACCAGUUCUGUCGGAGUGGCUUCACUCUCUGGAAGGAGGAGGUUCUGAAACAGAGCAGAGCAAAUGCUGGCUGAAAAUGAAUGAGCUGCCCAUCUUCAAGCCUAGUGUGUUAUAAAACCGUUCCGUACACCACCUCUUCCUUUUAACGCUACUCUGUCAAAGUGUAGCAGAGAACAGAGGGAAGCCUCAUGUAUCCAUUCUCAUCGGUUUGUUAAAAAUGUAAUGGGGAUUUUACGAUGGUAAAUCGGCUACAUUUACAUGGAGUAGAGGAAAGGAAAUUCAAGUAUGAAACACUCCCAAUGGAAACCUUGCUGGACUGAGAUGCUACCUUUAUAGCCUUACCCAGAGUCUUCAGGUUAUUACACAAGUAAUGAAUCCAGGUAGGUCUCCCAUUUUUCAUGAGUCUCACAAAUCUGCCUGUAGCCGAGAGCAAUCCAAAUCCACAUCGUGGCAAAAAUCAGUGCAGAUUAGAUUUACUCUUUGUUCUCAAGCAAUGUGCUGGGUCUAAAACUGCUCAACUUCCCAUUAAAGUCCAUUAGUGUCCUGUAGUUGGAGUCUGUGCACAGCCCAGGAAAUGGAGGAGUCAUUAUUUUGAAUCUCUUCUCUCCUGACUUUUAAAUAGCUCCUUUAACAGAAUGAUGUUUUUCUAGCACUAACUAAGACAAAACCUAAACAAUCGAUCAAGGAGACAGUUGACUACUUGUGUCUGCAGCAUUAUUAAUGGCAGAGCAAUAGUUUUAAGAGAAGUUUGGGAUGUCUCCCACUCAUCUUACUGGGGGUGAAAACUUGAAAGGCUAUUUACUAUCCUGGCACCAUAAGAUUCCCCUUGUCCUGCCAUAAGGGUCUUGUCUACAAGAGCCCAGUGUUUUUCUGUGGAGUUCACCCUCCAGGGUAAGGGGAAUGUUAAAAAAUCAAGGGCUGCAUGACCAUUUGUUAACUGUUGCCCUGCUGAACAAAAUACCACAUGCAGCUACCCAUCAUUGAUUACAGUAUAUAAAUAUCUACAUAGAGAACAAAUAUUUAAUAACGGGUUCUUUAAUCUAGCAGAGAAAGGUCUAAGACGGUCGAACGGCUGGAAGUUGAAGGUAGACAAAUUCAGACUGGAAAUAAGGGGUACAUUUCUAACGGUGAGAGUAACUAACCAUUGGAACAAUUUACCAAGGGUCAUGGUGGAUUCUUCCAUUGCUGAUCAUUUUUAAAUUAUGUUUUUGUAAAAGCUCUGCUCCAGGAAUUGUUUUGGGGAAGGUCUAUGGCCUGUGUUAUACAGGAGGUCAGACUAGAUGAUCACAGUGGUUCCUUAUGAGUUUGGAAUCUGUGAAUAGAUCUUUCCCGUAUGGCACCUGUAGCCUGACAUUCCAUUUAUAUCCCAUACUUACAGUGGGUGGCUCUGUCCCCCUCUUGGGGCUGAACCACACAGAGGUUUAUGGGUCUGCUACUGACUUUUUGCUAAAAGAGUUUGAUCUCAGGCAGUAGAGGUUUGUGCUUUUCCGGUGCAGAAGUCCUAAGCUCGAUCCCUACAGCCUACCCUGAGGCGUUACCCUAAAUAUUCAUUUUAAUGGUAAUUGUGUGGGAAUCACUGCCAGGACCAAGGCUAGCAUGGAACAGCCGGGUUUAGUUUCUGACUCUGAAUAAGCACACGUCCUGCCCCAAAAGAAUUCCAGACCCUGGCACAUUUCCCUCAAAAUGUAACAAGUGCGACUCAGCAAAUUCAAGUUACAAUGAAUUGUGUUUGAAGAGCGACUGCUGACCUUUAAAUCUAGGUUGUGGAGGGUAUACUAGACUAAUCAAUUCACAGUCUAGGCCAGCGGUAUCAAGGACAAGCACCCACAGGUCUGAGUCUGCACUCAGACAAAACUCCCAUUGGAUUAGUGGACGUUUUUGCCUACAUGUCGACUUGAGGAUCAAGCCACAUGUGCUGAAAUGUGUGUAUUUUUAAGCAAAAUUGGACCUGGCACCUGUAUCAUCUGGACCAGACUCAUAGCAGGUCGGUCUCUGCAGCAGACAAUUCUACUGCACUCUUCAACCUUGUUUUAAAUGAUCCAACAAUGGAGCUUCCAGCUGUGCCCAUAGGAAAUUCACAUUGCAGGAUGGAUAGCUGCAUCUUUUUCCCUUUUCCUGCCACUACAGAGAGGAAUCAGUGCAGAUUUUUGUCCCCUGCAGAUUUGGCUCACUCCUUUCUCUGACUUUCAUUAUUCAGAAGGCAUUGCAUUUGUGUAGCAAUUGCAGCCCCCGCUAGACUCAUUUAGCACUGCAAGAUGUACUGCAAUGUUUGUUUCCUCCAAGCUUUUUUGGACAGAAAUUGUCUAUCCAGAGCUUGGAAUAUAUCAUGAAGCACCAGUGACCGGAGGGACUCAUACAGCGCAUCGAAUCUUUGUCAUUACUGCUAUUGAUCAGAGCCAUGGCAAAAAUGGGCCAACAAAUCUAAAAAAUACCAGGCAAGAACAGAAUAGAUGGAGGCUGUUAAGUGACCUCAUGCUUGAUUUGCGUUUAAAAGACCGAUGACUGAGAGCUGUCCUCAAGACAUCAUUUGGCUGUAGGUUAGGAACAGUGAGGGAAUUCUGCCCUGUAUCUGUGGUCGCUUUACUGAGCUGAGGGAACGGUAAGAUUCUGCUCAGGCUGGUAAACGGACGCUGCAACAAGAAUAAAUCAAAAUUGGUUAAAAAAAAAAAAAUCUAAUAAAGCACCUUUUCAGCUGUGACUUGUAAGUGUCACCAUGAUAAAUGACAGUGCAAUCCAUUAUGCAAAGACAAGACUCCUAACAGGAAAUUUUAGAAUUUGAUUUUCUGAUUUACAGCGAGGGCCCCCGUCAUAUUUAUAGCACGGCCGUCUGUUUUGAUUCAAUCGCAGCGUAAAUGAAACCAGGGCCACAGAUCUCAGCAAUGCGGCUGCUCUUUAAACACCGAGGGGGCAUAAACACACAAUGUUAAUAAUGGAGCUAAAGAUUGCUUGGCUUGUUGACUGGUAUUUGGUUUAUCUUUGUGUUUGGCAGUGAAGGGCUGUAUCUUAGCACGGUUGAACCUGGGUAAGACACAUAACAAUUGUGUUCAUAACGGUGCACCCUGUAACAGGCCCUUUGGUGAAAUAAACUUUGGCCCUUGUUAUCUUGAAACACACAAUCCACCAUCCCUGCAUAGCAUAGCAUAUAGCAAGCCUCACAGGAACCCAGUGUGUUAGCCACUGGCUUGUUCAUUUUUGUUAGUGUUAAUACUGUCCUUAUUCGGACUGAAAGAUUUUCACCAUUUCUUUUCUAUUAUAGCUCAUAGUAAGUAUUUAACUAUAUUAUUUUCCCAAGUUACAAACAAGGUUUUACUGAUUUUAAACAAAAUUAAGCCAAUGGACUUUAACUGUAGGGUACAUUUAACUAAAAUCCUCCAGGAUUGGAGAGUGAUUUUUUAAAAGACACACUGUUUGCAUUGUACAAAGUGAUCAGUUUCAAAAUUUAUAUCCUGUUUCAGAAUGCCCCUCCCACUAAAUGUACCUUGUUUAAGGAAGGCUAUAUCAUGUCCUGAUGGCUGUGAUCUUAUUUCCUAUAGUGAUAUAUCAAGCUGUGUUAUUUGAACUGAAAACAGUCUGAAAUGUAAAAAAAAAAAAAAAAAAAAAGGUGGGGGUAGACAGCAAAAUUAUUGUCUCUCUCCUGUUUAUAGCAAUUUUAAAAAGUUGUGCUUAUAAUAAAAUGUUACAUGGCUUAACUGUUAACCCCCAUCCAGGAGGGGAAUGGUAUUUGGGCAGAGGAGCCCUGAAAACUCCAAGUGAACACCAACUAAAACUGUUCUGGCAAAGAAUAGGUCCAACUGCAGGACAGUUUCAGUGAUGUGACUGAAGUAACAAAUCGAAGCAUCACACGUUUCUGUUAAAACAAAUAAAUCUGCUUAUUUUGCAUGAGGCCUUCUGAAUGCAGCUACAGUCUAGAAGGAGGACUUUGUAGCAAAGCUCAGCUGUACUGCCAACAUAGGAGCCUCUUGUCAUUACCAGGUGUAAUAAUUUUCCUGAAGUCUGGAACUAAUUUUUGAGAAUUUUUUUUUCUCAACACUUUGUGUUUCUAACACUGUAUUCUUGACUGUGUAAAUACGACAAGGCUGUACAUAAGUGCAAAUGUAGAUACCUUCUAGAAAAACAAACAGAAGUGACCGUGUGUAGCCUUCGGUGACAAAUAAAAGAAUAUUUUGUGUUUAAAGGGUUUUUAUUUUUGCCAUCGUGUAAAGGUUAACUCUAGAUAUCAUACCCCAGAGUCACUUGGCUAAUGAGCAGGGUAAUUCAGAAGAAUAGAGUACGUAAGAUGAGCUCAGUUCUAAAACUCUCUCCCCAAAGACAUUGCUCCUUGUCUAAAUGGAUUUUUAGUGUCUAGUUUGUGAAGCAAAGAGGAAUAUACGCUCACUUUCUAACAGUGAAUUCAUAAACACCCGUCUACAAGAUCAGGGCCUGGGAAUCAUAGUGCAUUCAGGCCUUGCAUGUAAGAGACAGUUGAGGCAGUUUAUUUAAAAUAGUUUUUGUAAAUUCUGUUUGGUUCAGUAUAAAAGUGGAAUAUUUCAGGAAUAUUUCAGGCAUAAAACUUGUGCCUACUUGAUUUAAGAUGACCUGAAAUAUGCCUGUUUUCAACAGAAAUAGAAGCAGCCACACAGACUUUUGCAAUGUUUGAACUAAAUCAGUUUGUGUCAAACCACUGCAGCUUUCUUGUGUAGAUAAGUUCUCAGUUCCAUUCCUGCCUUUGCCACCAAGGCACUUAACAUGUCUCUGCCUUCUUGUGUGGAAAGGGUGUAAUAAUCCCUACCUCCUGAGGGCCAUGGGGGAGGGAAUGUGGGUAUCUGGGCUAGGGGGGUCCUGCGGAUGGGCUCGGGGUGGGAGGGAGUGUGGGUACCUGGCCUAGGGGGGGCCCCAUGGCAGGGCUCUGGGGGGAAGGGAGAGGGUGUAUUGGCUGGAGGGGAGCCGCACGGCUGUGCUCUGGGGUGGGGGGGGAGCAGUGGGCAGAGAACCAGGGAUGGGGUUGUCAUAGGGGUGUCUUUCACUCUCUACUCCUGGGGGAAUUGUUGUGUGUGUCUGUAUUGUUACAGACAUACUUGCUGACAGGUGUUUUGAAAUAAAUUACAAAAAUAAUU
Molecule: messenger RNA, 16564 nt
Organism: Chelonia mydas (Green sea turtle)
Lineage: Eukaryota; Metazoa; Chordata; Testudines; Cheloniidae
Gene: TENM4
Product: teneurin transmembrane protein 4
Exons: 37
Coding region: 606-9122 (2838 amino acids)
Biological process (GO): neuron development; heterophilic cell-cell adhesion; signal transduction
Cellular component (GO): membrane; neuron projection
Molecular function (GO): protein homodimerization activity; cell adhesion molecule binding; protein heterodimerization activity
Source: RefSeq, a predicted model, not a curated record